AUGGAGCUACUUCUUUAUCCGAAUGUGUAUUCUCACAAUGCUGGUUAUGUCUUCUAUAGUACCAGUCGCCCAUUUGGAAUGAGUCAAGACACUGUAACCUUCUGUUUGUGCUUUCACACUGGAGUCUACGCAUCCACCAUCUCCAUGCUAUCGGUCCAGUUUUUAUAUCGAUACUGGGCGAUUUUUGAUGAAACAAAACUCCGCUUUUUCAAAGGAUGGAAGUUUAUGAUCUCUGUUGUCUAUUCGGCGUUCUUCGGCGUUGUUUGGGCUCUGGGGACAUUGUAUUUUGAUGAAAUUGACAAUUACUCAAAAGGAUAUUUUAACUCUGAUAUGCUUCAAAAAUUCAAUCUCGACAUUUCUGAGGUUUCGGGUGUAGCCGUUGUUGCCUAUGACGCUACCGGUUCUAUUCGAUGGUUCAACAUCUCGUCGACACUUAACAUGACAUGUAUCAUGGCUAUCCAGUAUACUGUAAUCAUCUAUUGUGCUGUUUUUAUGUAUAUUGGUAUGGAGGAAAAGCUUCAAAUACUCUCACUAUCCAUGAGAAACCUUCACAAGCAAUUUUUCAAGACACUCAUUCUCCAGAUUGUAACCCCCACUAUAACUCUGUUUUCUCCAGUGACAUUUAUAUUGUACCUUUCACUACUAGAUAUUGAGUGUGAUCUACCAACUGGUAUUUUGCUCUGCGCCAUUACACUGUACCCAGCUAUGGAUGCUAUCAUUGUUUUGUGCAUCGUCUCAGCCUAUAAAAAGGCUGCAAAAAAACUCACUAUUCAGUUUUUGGAUAAAUGUAGAAAGUUGUUGGGUACCGUGGAAACAGAGCCAAGUACCAGACUUAAUAAUGUGAAUCUUCCAAAUGUUAUGAACUAA
Messenger RNA from Caenorhabditis remanei, 867 nucleotides. RefSeq lists its product as uncharacterized. Lineage: Eukaryota; Metazoa; Nematoda; Chromadorea; Rhabditida; Rhabditidae. The transcript has 5 exons. The record is from RefSeq and is a predicted model, not a curated record. Bases 1 to 867 code for a protein of 288 amino acids.